This is a messenger RNA of Seminavis robusta, 1887 nucleotides long. Lineage: Eukaryota; Bacillariophyta; Bacillariophyceae; Naviculales; Naviculaceae. The record is from the annotation of a GenBank genome assembly.
AUGACACGAGCGUUUGCCGUUGUUUUCCUGCCUCCGGCUUUUCUCUGGAGUCUGACCCACGGAUUUGCCAGCCAAUUCGUUGGUUUGCUGCCAGCGGGAACGGGAUCAUGUUCCAGAGAUUUGACCGAGCAUUAUUUUGAUCCUACCGGCAGUAGAGAUUCCGUGCUCUAUUCUUCAGCUGCAGAUGACGACACAAUAGGAGCCGAUGAGCUACCUCCUCCAAACACUGAUACUUCCAUUCUAGAAGAGGUCGAUGUUGCUAUUAUUGGCGCUGGACUUGGUGGUCUCUGUGCCGGAGCCAUUCUAAAUACACUCUACGGCAAAAAGGUGGGUAUUUACGAGAGCCACUAUCUGGCAGGUGGAUGUGCCCAUGCGUUUGAUCGCAAAUCACAAAAAUGUGGAGAAACUUUCACCUUUGAUUCGGGACCGACCAUUCUCUUGGGAUGCAGCAGCCCACCCUUCAAUCCACUGGCGCAAGUGCUACAAGCCGUGGAUCAACCAAUUGAUUGGAUUCCAUAUGAUGCCUGGGGGAUGAUUGAAAAUCCAGGACGAGAGGAACUACUGAAAUGGAGACUGCAAUUGGGCCCCGAUAUCUUUGAGCAGGGACCUCUGCAAGAGUUUGGUGGCCCCACGGCGCUCGAGGAGUUCCAAGCUCUACGGGAAUCUACCAAAGGAUUGCUGGCAGGUGUGGCGAUUCCUGCCAUGGCAAUGAGAGCCGGGAGCACGGCAUUGAUUCCCCUGUUGAGGUACUUUUCCACCUUGCUCGAAAUCAUCCAGCAAGGCGAACUCACCACCUCAACCUUUGCACCGUUCAUGGAUGGACCAAUCUUUCAAGUCAAAGAUCAAUGGCUGCGAAAUUGGUUGGAUGCUCUGGCAUUUUCCUUGUCGGGUCUCCCGGCUUCUCGAACCUCGGCGGCAGCAAUGGCUUUUGUGAUCUAUGACAUGCAUAGGCCCGGGGCUAGUCUGGAUUAUCCCAAAGGAGGCUUUGGAGAAGUUGUCAAUGCUCUGGUUCGGGGAGUUGAGCAAGGGUCUCUGGGUUCUAAAGUCCACUUACGACAACAUGUAGAAACUAUCGAUUGUUCGGAAGAUGGAUCCAAAAUCACUGGCAUUACAUUGCGCAAUGGACGCAGAGUCGAAGCAAAAGAUGGUGUCAUCUGCAAUGUGCCUGUCUGGAGUCUCAGGUCUUUGAUCAAAGACGACAAAAUCCUCUCCAAACUCAACAACAUGCUACCAGAUUUGGCCCCGCAGAAACCUCGUCAGACCUGGGACUUGACAAGUGGAAAGCCCGUCGUAAAAUCGGUUCGCCCCUCGGUAGAUCCUCAGUCCCAAGAAAGCCUUCUGGCCAACUGUGACAUGGCUGAGAUGACGGGUUCUUUUCUUCAUUUACACAUUGCCAUUGACUCAAAGGGGCUCAACCUGGAAGAAAUGGAAGCACACUACACUGUCAUGGAUCGAUCUCUAGCAGGAGAUGGGAGUCCUUCGGAUGGCCCCUGUGGAGAGCUAAACAUGAUUGCUGUUUCGAAUCCCUGUGUGAUUGACAAGUCAUUAGCCCCCGAAGGGUACAUGAUCAUCCAUGCAUACGGGGCAGGCAAUGAGCCGUAUGCACUUUGGGAAGGUAUGAAGCGCAAUUCAGAUGAAUACAAACAACUAAAGGAACAACGAGCAGAAGUGCUGUGGCGAGCCAUUGAAAGUGUAAUCCCAGAUGUUCGCAAAAGAACGGUCGAGCAAUUGAUUGGUUCGCCCAUUACACAUGAACGGUUCCUCAGGAGGCCACGGGGCACGUAUGGGGCGGCCACAGAAGAUUACUUGAAGGAUGGCAGCACGCCCUUUCCCAAUCUUGUCCUUGCUGGAGACUCGAUCUUCCCCGGAAUUGGGAUGCCAGCGUAA